Messenger RNA from Rotaria sp. Silwood1, 411 nucleotides. Lineage: Eukaryota; Metazoa; Rotifera; Eurotatoria; Philodinida; Philodinidae. The record is from the annotation of a GenBank genome assembly.
AUGAAUUCGGAAGAUAAUGAUGAAGCGAUCGUUAUACAACAAAUGAUCGAUUCCCUUUCUCAAGACAUAUGGCAAUUACGAUGGAAUGUUUCGUCUAAAGCGUUGAAACCAUCAACAAUACAAACAUCGACUCCUAAUGGUGAAAAACAUGCUGGUUUUUCUCCAUUGUUUGAAAAUGCAGCAGCGGACACAUUGAAAACGAAAGAUAAAUGGAUUGGAGGAUGGGCAGAACAAUCAAGUUUAGCGCGGAACGCACAAAAUGCGAAUAAAACUCAACAGUCACAAGCGAAAAAACCUCAGAAGAUUGAACCUAGCCAAAAACUUAUUAGCCUAUUUUCAUCAAAUGCGGCUCAAGAAGAUGUCAAGAAUUAUCUAAAGGUAGCUAUCAUUAUCGCAUUAUCUGGAUUAUAA